This is a messenger RNA of Auanema sp. JU1783, 738 nucleotides long. NCBI's taxonomy places the organism in Eukaryota, Metazoa, Nematoda, Chromadorea, Rhabditida, Rhabditidae. The record is from the annotation of a GenBank genome assembly.
AUGUCCGGAAUUCGACUUUUCAAUUCUAUCAGACUGCUUAAUACGGUGAGAGCCUCAACAGUUCUUCUUCCAUAUAAUGCUACUCAUAUACAUACUUCCUCUGUUUGUUCGAAAGUGAAAAAGAAUGACAAAAACAAAAAAGGAACCCAAGCGGUCAAAACAGCUAGCAUAGCUAACUCUGAUAAUGUAUAUUUGAUAGAUGCUUUAGGAGAAAUGAAUGACAUAGUAGAUAUCCUAGGUGAAGAAUUGGCUAAACACUUUUCCAUCCAGGUAGACUUACGACUUUUCGAAGAUAUCAUGGUGAAAUUAGAAAAAGGAGAUGAACACAAAAUGUCUCAUCUGGGUCGUGUAACUCUGAAAUCUCCUCAAAUGGUUAUGAUCAACUUCGCUAAUAAUCCGAACGCAAUCAAAUGGGCAAAACUAGCACUACAAAAAUCUACUCUCAAUGUUAAUCCCCAACACGAAGGAGUGGUCCUAUACAUUCCAACUCCGAGAAUGACUAGAGAAAGACGUGAGCAGCUAGCUCAUGAAGCCAAAACUAAAAUCUUCAACGAAUUUAAACAAGCCCUUAAUGCGGUUUUCACUAAGUAUGACAAGAAAUGUUCACAACAAACGUCACAAGCUGAUACCAUUAAGCUUACUCGCCAACAACUUCUGACCCUCAAACGUGGAAUGGAAGAUAAAGGAUCGCAGAUUAUUGAAGCCAAACGACAAGACUUGCUCAAGGAAGUAGCUUGA